Molecule: messenger RNA, 1251 nt
Organism: Trametes versicolor FP-101664 SS1
Lineage: Eukaryota; Fungi; Basidiomycota; Agaricomycetes; Polyporales; Polyporaceae
Exons: 3
Coding region: 1-1104 (367 amino acids)
Molecular function (GO): protein binding
Source: RefSeq, a predicted model, not a curated record
AUGCCUCGCCGAUCUCGCUCCCCAUCACCUCAUCGCCCGAACAAGAGGGCUAGAUACAGCACCGAACCCGACGCUCCCUCGGGGGCAGAGGUUGUGCACGACCCAGACUUUUGGUUCGAAGACGGCAACAUCGUUAUCGUCGCCCAGGAUACCGCCUUCCGCGUGCAUAGGGGCAUCCUCGCCCGCCGCUCCGAAAUGUUUAGCGGGAUGUUCGCGGUGCCGCAGCCGGAGAACGAGGCCGACAUCGAGAAGAUCGACGGAUGUCCGAUGGUGCGCGUUCAGGACUCUCUGCACGACUUCAAGCACUUUCUGCGUGCACUGUAUGACGGCAUGGACGCCUACAUGAUGCGUGAAAAGGAACCGGUGGAAUUCGGCAAGCUCGCUGCCCUCCUUCGCUUGAGUCACAAGUAUGAAGCGGGCGAUAUCCAGGAAGCCGCUCUUCGGCAACUCAAGCUCGUCUUCCCCGACAACUUCGAGGCUUGGAAAGUCUUCGAGACACGGAUAUCCCAAAUUUGGAAGAAGCGACCGCUGCGGUCCCUACCGGUCGCUAUCGAACCCGAGGAGUUAAUCGAGGCGGUCAACCUUUUUCGCAGGUGCGGGUACGAAGAAAUGCUGCCCGUCGCACUGCACAUGUGCACGAUGCUCCCCAUACGCACGCUCCUACGCGGGACGAAGCGCGCGGACGGAACUCUGGAGACCCUGUCUAUCGACGAUCAGGAGCGGUGUCUUGUCGCACUGGGGACGCUCGACGGGCGCAGCGCGGAGUUCAACCAUCGGAUGCACGACUUCCAAUGCUCAGUAGGCGGCAGGCCUAUAUGCGCUGGACUCGGACCAUGUCGCCACCCCCUCCGUGCGGCGUGGACCUCGACGGUUGACAUUCUCAAGAGGAAGGACAAAUGCGAAAGCGAGACUCCGAGGCGGGCUUUAUUCGUGAAGUGCGUCGACGAAAGCAAACACAAGAUGGCGCAAGCUUGUGACGUUUGCAAGAAGUAUGUGGCAUCGAGCCAUCGGCAGUUCAUCGAGGAGCUGUGGAAUGAUCUCCCCGCGAUUAUGGGCCUCAAGGUCUCGACUUGGCCGCCUAGCUCGGUGGUUACGCUUUCAUGAAAGCUCGGUAUAACUUUCGGUUGCGCUCGGCUCACAAAUCGCUCCCGGACACGACCGGCAAUCCCGCACAUUCGCGACACUUCGUGUAGGCUCAUUACAACAUCCACAGAGUAAUGUACAAUACAGCAGCGUACUUGGUGCGCUCGU